AUGAACCAGUCUCAUGCCAACAGCCAAUACCGCUAUCACCAACAUAACGAAUCUGACCAGCCUCCACAAGGUGGAGCUGAAGGUUGUAACGCUGAAGUGCUGAAAACGUUCGAAAUGCAGGACGACUCAUCGUUGUUGUUUUGGGAAGGAGACCACAGCAACAACAACGUCAUUGACCAAGACAGUCUACAGAAUACUGAAGGCAAUUUAAUGGAUACGACCAAUCGCAACGUAUUACAAGCAGAUAAUUUACAUGGGGAAGGUUUGAAUGUUCCCACUACGGUCCGAACAUUGACAAGAAAUCAACAACAACAUCAGACGAAAACUUCCUCUGAUGAUUUCAAGACUUUCUUGGAUGCUUCUACUGAGCAUGGCAUGUCUUCAGAGUACAAUGCUACAGCGUCCCCUCGAGCCUCCUCAGAUGAAUCCUUGUUUACUCCUUCUGGCAACCGUCGUGCCACCCAGACUCCAAUGGACCAAUUUUUGCAAGAGUUUGAGAAAGAAUGCGACGGAAUGAAAAAGCGUCAACCGCACAAAGUCAGCCAGAAUCAACUGGAUAUCAGCCUUGUCCGUCAUGGACUGGACCAAUUCAUCACUCAAUUCGGCAGUCCAACAAAGGAUGUAACAGACGUGAACCCAAACGCUUCUGAUUGCAUUCAACCUUCUUCCAAGAAGCGUGACAAGAAAAAUCCAAGCGAUGAUCGCUUCAGUCAAUUUAUUCCUUACAUGGAUCAGAAGAUGCCGGCGAGACCCAGUGAAGAAGAAGCAGUUCUUACGCUCAAUACAGGAAUAGUUCCUAUGACUGGUGCUGGUGAUACAACCUCCAUUCCUAGUAAUCAUGUCUUUAGAGAUGAGAACUUGAGAACAAUGCACGAACUUCAAGAGAAUCCACGAAUGGUCUCGUUUCAAGACGCGCUGUCCUUCACAAACUCGAAUCGUAUCUGUGAUACAAUCGCCGUUCAAGAUCCCACCAUGAUAAUUCGUCCAGCCAAUGAUUCGGAGCAAGCCCUGGGCAUGGUCACUGACGAGUCUGUCUCUGAGGAGAGUGCUACAGAUGAUGCCCUUGCCGACUCGGCGUGCUGCUUGAUCCAACCUCUUCCUUUUCAUCUACCACACACUUUGGAAGGCAUGAAAGUGAAGGAAGAAGAAUCCAUGGCAUUGGAAGGACCCUUGUCCUUUGACGUCAAGGUUACUGGAAUGGACGCUCUGCAUCCUUUUGGAAACCUUUUUGCAAUAGAAGACUUGCAGAAAGACCUUCUCGGGUGUGACCGCAACAAGCGAUCUUUGGAGACGAAGGAUGACCUAUCGCAUCGAUUGAAGCGAGUCAAGUCCAGCCACGAUCCCCAAGAUGACCUCGACAUUGGCGCAAUCUUGGCCAUUGAGGAGAACAUGCUCGUAACGAAGGUAUCCGAGCAAUUCGUUUCCAAAAUUGCCACGUCUGAAACGAAGACCAAUAAGACAGAUAAUCCGAUUCGCAUCAAAUUCUCCAAGAAAUUCUCCAAGAUGUACAACCAAUGCUUAAGCUUUCGCGAGACUCAUGGACAUUGCGCAAUUCCGCUGGAAUUGCCAGAAAAUCCUGGUCUUGCGAAGUGGGCGAGGACCAUGCGUAUGGCUCAUUCUCGUACUGUACGAGGACUCGUAAAUUCCACGGCAUCCCUUUCCGAAAAGGAAAUCCUCGAGCUGAACAAAAUUGGUUUUUGCUGGAACCUAAAGGAGUACCAUUGGAAUGCUACCUUUGAGAGCCUGCGAGACCAACUUCGCGAGUGCGGUGUGGCAGGGGAUCGUCAAACCAGAUGGCUCAAGGCACAGCAGAAGAGGUUGGACGAGGACAAACUCAGAUCAGACCAAGCCCGAAAGAUUUUGAGUUUGCAAUCUGGUCCAUUCCUUGGUGUCUCCGCCACCACCCCGUUAAAAUCCACCUGGGUGUGA
Cylindrotheca closterium is the source of this 1929-nucleotide messenger RNA. Lineage: Eukaryota; Bacillariophyta; Bacillariophyceae; Bacillariales; Bacillariaceae. The record is from the annotation of a GenBank genome assembly.